Messenger RNA from Drosophila busckii, 1043 nucleotides. RefSeq lists its product as uncharacterized. NCBI's taxonomy places the organism in Eukaryota, Metazoa, Arthropoda, Insecta, Diptera, Drosophilidae. The record is from RefSeq and is a predicted model, not a curated record. Gene Ontology annotation, molecular function: single-stranded DNA binding; four-way junction DNA binding; ATP-dependent DNA damage sensor activity. The coding region runs from base 1 to 1023 and encodes 340 amino acids. The transcript is spliced from 3 exons. Gene Ontology annotation, biological process: double-strand break repair via homologous recombination; telomere maintenance; DNA strand invasion. Gene Ontology annotation, cellular component: replication fork; Rad51B-Rad51C-Rad51D-XRCC2 complex; centrosome.
AUGGAAUCUAAGUCCAAGCUGCACACGUUGAUAAUGAAAACGACAGCAGGUAAAGAUCUAUCAGAGUACCACUUGAGUUUGCUGAAAAAGCGUAACAUUACCACUCCGCUCGAAUUUAUGACCGCCAAUAACUUGAACAAGCUCUUGGCCAUUAACGUUGAGGAUAUUGUGAACAUAAAACGUGAGCUACAACCUUUAUUGGUUAGUAGUGCCAAGCUGAAUGAACUUUACCAGCCUGAACCUUUUAAUUAUUCUACCGGUAUAAAGGAAUUGGAUGCUUUGCUGGAUCGGAUUGGACAGCCGCUACGUCCUGGACGUGUGUGGGAGCUGUGUGGCGAAACAGACGUUGGCAAAACGGAACUGCUAUAUACAUUGGCUGUAAACUUUGUCAGCCAAUAUAAAGAAAGCAAUCAACAGGUUCUCUUUAUAGACAACAAGCACAGCUUUAGCAGUCGACGGUUUAAUCAGAUAUUACUAGAACGUAAACUGGACACAGCGACCAUCAAUAAAUGCUUAAGUGUCAUACAUGUGGCAGAAGUUACUACUGCAAAGAACUUCAUUGAAACAUUAGAAGGGAUGCUGGAGACUUGCUUCACCUACGCUGACAAUAAUGAUAUUAUGGCAAAUAUUAAGCUUGUAAUUGUUGAUUCCGUGACGGCUUCCUUUAUGUUCAUGUGCAGCAACUUUGGCCGCAAUCAAGGACGUUACUUCUUAACCGAACUGGCGAUGCUUGUGCGGAAAUUGGCUUCUAAAUAUGGCAUAGCCUUUGUUUUGGGAAAUUUAACAAUGUCAUGUGAAGAUGACAGUGAUGAGGACGGUACAGAAGCUACCGACGAGUUGCAGUUCCAAACCGGUUCUAUGUUGGGAGCCUAUUGGUCUUCGGUGAGUACGCUGACACUAGCACUGGAACUGCCAGAGGGGAAUAAUAGUGACGGGCUGCGGCAGGUGAAUGUCUUGAAGAACUGUUAUGGCAUCAGCACAGGCAGCUGCGUGCUACGGAUUACAGAUGCUGGCGUCAUUUAAGCCUAGUUGGGCGGGUGGCG